Paramecium primaurelia is the source of this 1463-nucleotide messenger RNA. Lineage: Eukaryota; Ciliophora; Oligohymenophorea; Peniculida; Parameciidae. The record is from the annotation of a GenBank genome assembly.
AUGCAUUAAUUCUCAAUACCAAUAGAGGAUAUAAUGGAUUUACCUCCAAUUGCGGAUGAAAUUAAUUUAUAAUUAGGUGAGAAAAUUGAUACAAAGAUAUUUUAACAAAAUAAAGUUGUUUAAAAUUAAAUCACCUAAAAUUAAUAAUAAUAGCCCCUUCAGAAUCCUUAAGAUGAAGAAAUGUUAAAUACGAAACACAAAGAAAUUAAUUAAUUUUUGCAAUCUUAAUAAAAAGAAUAACUCUCUCAGAAUUUUUCUUUUGGUGAAAUUAAUCUAAUGGUGAAAUGUCUAUAACGGAAUAAAACAUUUUCUAUUACGGUUCCUCCUGAUCAACUAGUCGAGGAAUUAAUGAUGGAAUUUCAGGGAAUUUUAUAAACAUAAAAUAAAAUGUAGUUUUACUUCUAAAAAAAGCCAUUAGAUGGAAAUUGUUCAUUUGCAAAAUAUGGGAUUGGGAAUGGUAGUGUAAUUGAGAUGAGUGAAAUCAUUUGUUGUGGCUGUUUUCCUUUUUAUGCUCCUAUAACUCUUGCUGAUAAAUCAUAAAAGCCAAUAAGCGAAAUAAUAAAAGGAGAUUAAAUAUUGUGUUAUGAUUAUGAAUAAAGAGAAUUUAGACCAGGAAUAGUUUAAGGUACUACAAAGACUAAAUAUAAAAUUCAAUUAAUUAGAAUAGAAACUGAAACAAGAAUAAUUGAUUGUACAGCUGAUCAUCCAUUUUAUACUUAAUCUGGAUGGAAAGCAUUUGAACCUCAUCCUGAUUUCUAAAUAAGUAAUUUAGCAUUAGAAGAUAAAUUAUUAUUUGAAGAUAAUACUUUUAUUAAUAUUAUAUCAAUCUAAAAAUUGAAUUAAUUUGAUUAUGUUUAUAAUCUUCAUUUGAAAUAUCCAAACAAUUACUUAGUAUUUGGAUUUCUAGCUCAUAAUAUGAAUAUUAUCUAUGUUAAAAUAGAUGGGAAAUAUAAAGAAAUUGAAUAUUUCCCAGAUAUGCCAAUAUAAUAAAUUAAAGUGUUAAUCUUUAAGAAGAUGGGUAUUCCUAUAGAAAAUCAAAAAUUGUACUAUUAAGAUAUAUUAAUGGAAGAUGAAAAAACAGUUAAAGAUUAUAAUCUAAAUUAUGAGAGUGAAAAAUAAAUGAAGGUUUUGUUAGAUGUAAGUAUUGAUAAGGAAAAAUAACAAUACUAAAGUACACAUAUAACUUCAAAUUCUAAUUUAAUAUCAGUUGAUAUAAUUACAAAUGAGUCUAGUUAUAAUUUAUUAUUAUAUAAACAUAUUGAAUUGAAAUAUUUGUAAAAGAUUAUUCGAUAAUUUGAAGAUAAAAAUGAAAAAAAGCUCAUACUGAUUGAUGGUUAAUCGUAUAAAUCUGAAUUUUAUGAUAUGAGAAUAGAUGAACUACCUAAAAUUUAGGAAAUUUUAUUGCUCUGAAAAGAAGAAGGAGGAUUGAGUAUAAGCUUUUAUAAUGAAAUUUACAAUAUAGG